CCAUUGCAAGUUUGCAACGCAAGUUCCGUUUGGCCAAGUUGUAAGGUUUUGGAUAAACAAAGAGCAUGGCUACUGACUCAAUUCGCCUCGUCCUCUCUUCAGGGUUUUCCUCCUUUUUCCGAUUAACGGCUGGAAACGCAGCGGACUCGCCUUAAACUUCUGGAAAAGGAAGUUUUCGGAGCACAUUAUUUGUGAAACUAAUCAGAGGUCAAGGGAGGAGCUAUUGGUGGUGGUUGGGGGUGGAGCAGCUGGGGUUUAUGGAGGAAUUCAAGCGAAGACGGUGGCUCCCAAUCUGAGCGUUGUAAUCAUUGAGAAAGGAAAGCCUCUUUCCAAGGUAAAAGUUUCAGGAGGAGGCCGAUGCAAUGUUACAAAUGGGCAUUGCGUUGACAAUAUGAAAACUAUCCUAGGGGUCAUAAAGAAUUUAGAGGAUCGUUCUUCAAUUUGCAUGGCCCAGUGGAUACCAUGUCCUGGUUUUCCUCUCAUGGGGUGGAAUUAAAGACCGAGGGCGAUGGGAGGGUUUUUCCUGUCAGCAACAAUUCUUCUUCAAUAAUUGAUUGUCUCAUGUCUCAAGUAAAGCAAAAGGGAGGCUGAACGUUGUAUCCUUGAUCAGUUAGUAUGCAGACCAGAAAAGCUGUAACCUCAGUGUCUGUUGCUAAUAGUGGCAAAUUCCUUCUCAAUGUUCAGCAGCAAUUAGCUGAUAAUGUUGAACGAGUUGAAGCAGAUUAUCUAUUGAUAGCUACUGGUUGUAGCAGGCAGGGUUACACUCUUGCAUCUCAGCUUGGACAUACAAUUGUAGAUCCAGUGCCUAGCUUAUUUACUUUCAAAAUAGACGAUUCACGAUUGACAGCGUUAUCUGGGAUUUCAUUCACUAAAGUUAAAGUGAGACUGAAAUUAGACAAUGUCCAAAGGAAUAUACCCCAACUUACACAGGUUGGCUCCAUGUUAGUCACACACUGGGGACUCAGUGGGCCAGCUAUUCUUCGGUUAUCUGCUUGGGGAGCUCGUUAUCUGUUCAGUUCAAGCUACAGAGGGAAACUGAUUGUUGAUUUUACUCCAGAUUUGCAUGAAGAAAAUAUGAAGUCUAUCCUUUCUCAUCACAAGCAUCAAUAUGUGAAACAAAAAGUGUAUAAUUCAUAUCCUCUUGAUUUUGGCAUAUCGAAAAGAUUUUGGUGUUAUGUGUUGAGCCAACAGGGUUUAGGCGGAGAUAUCUUGUGGGCAUCACUGUCAAAUAAUUCAUUAAUUUCUAUUGCUUCAGCACUAAAGCAUUGUACUUUUGAAAUUGCAGGCAAGGGUCAAUUUAAGGAAGAAUUUGUUACUGCUGGUGGUGUUCCCUUGUCAGAGAUCUCAUUGAAUACAAUGGAGAGCAAAAUAUGUCCGCGUUUGUUCUUUGCAGGAGAGGUGCUAAAUGUUGAUGGGGUUACCGGUGGUUUCAAUUUUCAGAAUGCGUGGUCGGGGGGAUACAUCGCCGGGACCACAAUUGGAAGACUAGCGCAUGGCCCUUGUCUUCAAUCACACCGAAUUGUAGAGCAUCCUGCUUGAUUCUGUUUGCCCAUUUCUGUGUCAGCUUAUACUUGGAUACCAAAUCUUGGACACGCGCGCCUCAACAAUUUAUUACUCUCAAUAUUAUUUUCCUGUUAGGGGCCCCCAUGAGCCUUUGUAAACUUGUAAUGGAUCAUACACACACACACACACACACACACACACACACACGCAUGUAUGGGAAUCUGUAUUGUUAGAUCAUAUAUAUGAGCAUUGUGGGGUCUAAUUAAAAGUUAUUUUUUCAA
Messenger RNA from Prosopis cineraria, 1784 nucleotides. RefSeq lists its product as uncharacterized. The transcript has 16 exons. Bases 616 to 1539 code for a protein of 307 amino acids. NCBI's taxonomy places the organism in Eukaryota, Viridiplantae, Streptophyta, Magnoliopsida, Fabales, Fabaceae. The record is from RefSeq and is a predicted model, not a curated record.